Molecule: messenger RNA, 9238 nt
Organism: Salarias fasciatus (jewelled blenny)
Lineage: Eukaryota; Metazoa; Chordata; Actinopteri; Blenniiformes; Blenniidae
Gene: prr12b
Product: proline rich 12b
Exons: 17
Coding region: 133-8472 (2779 amino acids)
Source: RefSeq, a predicted model, not a curated record
UCCUCCCCAUUCCUCCCAGUCUACAGGCUCGUCAAGCCAGAGAAAUAAACAGAAUCGAGCGGUGAGAAGAGAAGACAUUCCUCCCUCCCCUCCCCCUCACUAUCUGUCCAUCUUCAUCCAGCCCUUUCUUUCAUGGAGAGGAAUUAUCACGCUGCAGGCUUCGGAGAUCUGGGGGCUGGGACGGGAUGGAGUUACGACAGAUCAGCCAAAGCAAGCCUCAUGUAUGGGAGCUCCAGGUCGUCCCAUCCGGACUCCGAACUGCUCCACCGGCAAGCCUAUGGCGCCUCUCACCCCCUCCAAGGCUAUGCAACCAACCACCACCCAGGAAGCACGAGACAGGGUGGAGCCUGGGGCGCAGCUGGACGCACCCUCGGCCUUUCAGGGUUGUUUGAUGCCAGCCUCCACCAUGCCAGCCCCUCCGGUCCUGACCCCUCAGUAAUGAACCUGAUUUCGGCUCUGGAGUCCCGGGGACCACAGCCCACACCCUCUGCAUCCUCCCUUCUUUCUCAGUUUCGUACUCCCUCUUGGCAGACUGCAAUGCAUACACCGGCCCCAGCGGAGCUCUUUAUUACAGGAGCGCUGCCUGGUGCCAGCUCCUUCCCCUCCUCCUCAGCCCUCUCUGCAUACCAGCAUCCUAGCUCCUUUUCUGGACGGUCUUUCACCCCAUCCCUGUCCCUGCAAGAUGCACCCACCUACAGCCCAACGUCCAAUGGCUUAAUAUCCCCCCAUGAUUCCUUGCUGCACAUCAAAACACCCUCCCAGUCCAGCCUCGGCUUUGAUCGCCUGCUGUCUUCCCAGAGCGCCACCUACCGAGGCUCUCAGGAGCCUUCAGCCCCUCCACAAUCCCAAGCCCCUUCCACAUCCUCCAGUUGCCACCUCCCCCCUCCUCAGUUUAACCUGUUGUCCUCACAGCUCCACAAUCAGUCCUCUCAACUAUAUAACGCCUCCAUGUUCUCUUCCACAUCAGCCCUGGCAUCUGCAGCACCCCCACAGCCUCCUCCAGAGAGGGCAGUUUCCCGGCAGGACAGUGUGAUCAAGCAUUACCAACGUUCGUCCCCAGCCCAGCCCACAGCCUUACAGCAAUAUUCCAGUUGUGGCGGCUCCUCCGGGUACCAGCAGAUCGUCAGCCACCAUCGGCAUGCUGGAAUGUCCUGCAGUCCUCUUGGGGAAGACAGCCCCUCAUCUGAUCCCAAACCCUCGCCGAGAAUGGAAACUCAGACAUAUCAGCCUAUUAUCCAGACUCCCUACACACCCUCAUCCUCCAGCUCAUCAGCUGCUUCCUCUUCAUCGGCCAGUAAGGGAGCCAAGAGUUCUAGCUCAACUAGUGGGUAUGGCUCUUCGGGCUCUGCAUCAUCCUCUUCCCGUACCCCACUUACACCACCAUCAGCCUCCUCCACCUCCUCUUCCUCAUCAUCCAGCUCAAAGACCAGCACCAGCUCCUUGUCUGCUCCCUCUCGCCAACAGCCACCACCGCAGUCUGCUCCACCAGGACCUCCUUUGCCAGUAGUGUCAUCAACACUUGUUCAGCAGCCAAUAGCCAAACAGUGCUUAUCCACCUACGGUUCCCAACCUGUUGCCAAAUCUACACCAGUCGUUCCAGACCAUACCCCUCCGCAACAGCACACCCAGUCCUACUCUCCCAAUCAGCCUCCAUCAGCGCACAUUUCUCAGCCAUAUGGUGGCUUCAGUUCGCCUCAUUCCCAGGAUUUGAGCUCCACAGCAGGAAGUACUGGGGUAAAAGCUUUUGCCGGUAUUGCUUCGGGAGGACGUUCUUUCUCUGCAGAUAUAGUCUUUGAGGACUCCAGUUUUGGCUCAGCUUCUCUUAGAAGAGCAAGCAGUCCUUCCUUAGGGUAUGGAGGUGGAUCAACAGGGAGUGCAGCCAUAUCAGGAGCCCCUGCACUCGGCAGUGGAGUUGGAUCUGUAGGAUCAGGUAGUGGGGCUGCAGGUAUCGGCAAUGGAGGUAGCAGUUCUUACCACCUGCCUGAGUCGAAUACAUCACCCUCAGUCAAUUCUGCUAUCAGUCGCCCUGGAUUGCAUUCUCCUGCUGCUGCUCGUCCGACACAAUCCCCUGGAGGGUCAGGGGCCACAAAAUAUUUGCCCCCCAUCCUAUCUCCUCCUUUUAUAUCCUCACCACAAGGUUUUCCCGAUGCACCACAAACUCAGAAUCAGUCCUUUCGUCUAACGCCACCCAAGCCAAAAACAGAGGCAAAUAUGCUUGGGGUUGAGCGAUCCCAGGAUGAGGAUGAGGAUGAAGAUGAUGACUUCCUCAUCCACCAUUUACUACAUGACCAGAGCUCGAAUCCACACGGUACCCAGCACCACUCACAUCCUCAGCCACUGCCCCAGUCACUCUCUCAAUCCAGGGACGGGGAAGGCAAGGGUGUGGCUUAUGACAUGAACAAAAUCUCAGAUGAGCGCUACCAUCUUCAAAGUGUCAUCCGUACCAGUAACACCACCAGCAGUUCUGGUCCUGGAGCAUCAGUGAGUGACACGUCCAAUGGCUUAAACAGACAGUUAGAGAUAACACAGAAGAAACAACAGAUCAAGUCUGAGUUGAUCAUAUCAAAGUCUCCAGCUUCAGGAGUGAGAGGCAUUACGGAUUCCCUUUCUCACUCCCAUACGACACACUCGCACCAACAACAACAUGAGUCCCUGGGUUCUGUGGUGCAUUAUGGACGAGGAGACCCUUACACACAGCAUGCACACUCUCAACAUUCCCAUCACAUCACACAUGUAUCCACACACUCUCAGCCACAUUCCCAGCACUCCAGGCACAUUCAACAUACACAGCACUCCCAGCACUCUCAGCAUAGUCAUCCCAAUUCACACUCGCACAACCACUCUCACAUGGAUCUGAAGAAACCUUCAGAUGCAAAUGACUAUUUGUGUAACACACCAGAUGUGCAGCAGGCUCGACAAAGUCAGGUUCCUCUCUCUAUGAUCAAUACUUCACCAGACCCUCCCCAGCAAACCCACAUGCUGCAAUCUGUCCUAUCUCAUACGACCCGCACCAAGAUGGACCCUCAGCAAGCCCCUUCACAGCAGCAGCAACAGCAACAGCAACAACAACAGCAACAGCAACAGCAACAGCAACAGCAGCAGCAACAACAGCAACAACAACAACAACAACAGCCACAUCCAUUGAGUCAGCAGGCCAUAAUGGGUUCAACGGGAGGAGCAGGGCCUGCUGGUGUGGAAUCUCACCCACAGAGCCAGUCCUCACAGUUGCAGCUCCAGCUCCAGACUCAGGGUAUGGAUUCCCACUACGGCCUUUCAAGUCAGCCAAGAGAUCAAAGCCGAGCCAGUCAGAACUCCAUGUCUCCUCUUGACAUGAUAGAUCAGUCUCUUUCUCGAACCAGCAGUCGAGACAAUGGAGGCACCAUGGACAUUCCUGGAGUUGGGGUGACAGGAGGGGAGGGAGGUGGUGGAGACAGGCAUAGACAGCAACACAGACUCACACCUCACCACCAUCCCCAACAAACAGCCUCAGACCUCCAUGAUUUCCUCACAGAACCAGAUUUAGGCUUAUCCACUCCCUCUCAUCUACACCACCUCAACCAGCCCCAAGCCCACCCCCACCCCCACGGGCUCCACCAACAACAAGCACACGGUCAUCAUCAGCUGUCACACAUUCACUUAGGUCAUCCACACUCCCACCGGAUGGCCGCAAGUAUGGGGACAUCCCAACAACAGCAGCAACCGCAGCCAAGAGAGCCUGAAAGGCAACUGUCGCAUUCCCAGUUGGAUCAGCUUAAACAGCACCAGUUUGACUCCGUGAGCCAGACAGACAAAGUUGGACAAAGUCAAGUCCAGCAGCGGUUUGCGCCACUAACCUCCAUCUGCUUUCCUGACUCUCUCUUGCACGAUGAGGACCGCUCGUUCUUUCCUGAAAUGGACGACAUGUUUUGUUCAGCUGACUACAAGACAAGCUGUUCUGCAGAUUCUGGGGCAGGACACACUGCUCAAGAGAGUCUCAGCCAGAGUCAUGGGACACAGGAGGGCAUGGAGGCCCUGAAGACAGGAGGUGCUGGAGAAGGCUACGAUAUGGUUGGUCAUCACACUGAUCAAGGAUAUGGGCAGUACUGCCACAGCCUUCCAGGAACAGGAAACGGAAAUCUCCACCUAAACCUCGACUCUUUGAAGACUCAUGAGCUUCCCUCCACUGUGAACACUGAUCAGCUUGGCCUCAUUCAGUCCCAAACCUCCACCAUGGGACUGAGUUCAGCGACUCAAGGGGACGGCUCAGUCAACAAGAUGAUGGCAGGUGUGGGAGUAGGUGGAAAUUCCAACGCUGCUGGACUGACCUCGCCUAUCUUCUGUUCGUCUCGUCCCAAAAAGCUGCUGAAGACCAGCUCCUUUCACUUGCUUAAACAGCGGCGUGAACCACAACCUCAGACGAAGAAAAACUAUGCGCAGGAAUAUGAGUUUGAGGACGAUGAGGACAAAGCCGAUGCUCCAGCUGACAUUCGCCUCAACAGUCGACGCCUUCCUGACUUGUUGCCUGAUUUGGUGUCCAGCUGUAGGAAGGCUGCUGGGGCGUCAGGGGUAGGUGGACUCAGUCCGCUGAUGGGUGACUUAGACUUUUGCCACCCUUCCAGCUACUCAUCACUCGGACACCCACCACAACUUAUUCCCCACGAAGGCCCCAAAAAACGAGGCAGAAAACCUACCAAACCAAAACGUGAAGGUCCUCCUCGCCCACGAGGCAGACCGCGAAUACGCCCUCUUCCAGAGCCUCCGUACUGCAGGGGGCUGAUGGGACCAGCGGCAGGAGAAAGUAGGAGGGGCCGUGGGCGUGGUCGAGGGCGAGGCAGGAGGGAAGAAGUCCUGGUGGAAACGCACCGAGACCUGAACAAAGCACAAAGCCUCCCGUAUCAUCCUCCUCAGCAGCACCGGCCCCAACACUUCAGCCAGCAGCCGCAUCUCCAGCAGCUCCCGCAGCAACAUCACAGCCAGCAGGCCGAACUCCACCAAGCGGCACAUCAGCAGCAGCAGCACCAUCAUCCACACCUUCAGCAGCAGCAGCAGGUGUCCUGCUCACACCACCAGAUGCAUCAUCAACAUCUUCACAGUCAGCCGCCGCAGCUCACAUCCCAGGAACCCCAGCAGGAACCCAUCAGACCGAUCAAGAUCAAGCUGCCCAUUCCCACCAUGCCGUCUUCAGAGUCCCUGCUGAGGACGGACUCUCUGUCCAGCAGCGAGCCUGUCCUGUCCGACGGGUCGGUGGGCUCGGCCCCUUCCCUGGGCCUGAGUCCUGGACCCAGCGCCCCCAUGGACAUCAGCAGGAACGACCUGACCCAGACGCAGGAGGACAUGAUGAAGCAUCAGCACAGAGCCGGAGAGAUGAUGGUGGAUGAAUGGAAGAAAGAAAUGGAGGAUCCACUGAACCCCGAAUCCUGGGCUGCUAUGCAGAAACUCGCCAAUUCGACUGAUGAGAAGACCUUCGACUUCAAACCCGGCUUCAUGGCUUCCUUUCUGGAUUUCCUGAAGACGGGCAAGAAGCAGCCAGACCUUGAAUCCGGACCCGACGGCGUGGAGGAGGAAGCCCUGAACCCCUGCUCCUCUCUGAAAGGGGGCAUCAGGCCUCUGUCCCCGCCUGCCCCUCCCCUGCCGUCCACGCCCCCCCAGCAGGACGAGGGGGCGGAGCUGGCCCUCAGCAGCUGCUCCAGUCCCUGCAAGCCUCUGGACGAGGAGCUGAAGAGGAACCUGGAGACGCUGCCCUCCUUCUCCUCUGACGAGGAGGACUCGGUCAGCAAGAACCAGGACCUGCAGAAGAGCAUCUCCUCCGCCAUCUCCGCCCUCUACGACACGCCGCAUUCGCUGGCCGCCGCCAUGGCCUCCGCCAUGGUCAAGGCCCAGCCCGCCCUCUCCCCCCCCACCCCACAGGAGCCGUCGCUCAGCCCCCCUCUGCCCGCCAUGCCUCCUCUCAUCCCCAGCAUGGAGGAGCGCAAAGAGGAGGCGCUCACCUUCACUGAGCAGGACGAGCAGGAGGAGAAACGAGAGCCGGCCUCCCCGCCGUCCAACACAGGAAAACCAGAGGAGGAGGAGGAGGAGGAGCCAGAGGGCCAGGUGGAGGAGGAGGAGGAGCCAGAGGAGCAGGUGGAGGAAGAGGAGGAGGAGGAGGAGGAGGAAAAAAUGCCUCAAAUACCGAAUGUUCAAGUUCCAGAAGCUGAAGAUUCUCCGUCAGGACCCGUGCUGGCUCCUGCGCCUCCGUCUCCGUCGCCGUCCAUCUCCCCCUCGCCUCCCACCUACUCCUCCCCCUCGCCCCUCCCUCCCUCCUCCCCCCCGCCCGUCCAGCAGGAGGGGGACGAGCCCAGUCCCGUGUGUCCUCCGGAGCAGCAGCAGUCCUCCUAUCAGAAGGCGCCCACGGCGGGCACCUCCCCCCCUCCCUCCACCUCUCCCCCCGCCAUCCCCUCCUCGCCCCUGGCCCAGUCCAUCCCCCCUCCGUCCACCACGCCGCCUCCUUCGUCCUCGGACCAGGACCAGGAGCCCGAAGCCGGACAGCCUUCCCCAUCCUCGCCGUCCUCGUCCUCGCCCUCGUCCUCGUCCUCCCAGCCGCCGUCGCCUCCGACCCCGGAGGAGGCGCCGGCGUCGCAGCGCCUGACCUCGCUCCACCUGGCCAAGAAGCAGGCGGACGCCGCCAUCGCCGGGGAGAGCGAGGAGGAGGACAGCGAGAGCGGAGGCGAGGGCAUCUUCCGGGAGCGGGACGAGUUCGUGGUCCGGACGGAGGACAUCGGGACGCUGAAGAUGGCGCUGCAGACGGGCCGCGAGCCGCCGCCCAUCUGGAGGGUGCAGAAGGCCCUGCUCCAGAAGUUCAGCCCCGAGAUCAAGGACGGCCAGAGGCAGUUCUGCGCCACCAGUAACUAUCUGGGUUACUUUGGCGAUGCCAAAAUGCGGUACCAGCGCUUAUACGUCAAGUUCCUGGAGAACGUCAACAAAAAGGACUACGUGAGGGUCUGCUCCAGAAAGCCCUGGCACAGAGCCGGCCUCACUCUCAGGCGUCAGUCUCUGGCCAAGCCUCUGCCGGCCCUGCACAGCCAGAGUCAGGACAAGGACAGGCAGAAAGAGAGGGAGCUGAAGGAGAGAGAGCAGACGGAGAGGGAGCAGAGGGAGCGAGAGAGGGCAGAGAGGGAGAAACGAGAGAAGGAGAAGGAAAUGGAGAGGGAGAGGGAGAGAGAGAGCGAGCAUGAGAAAAGGGAGAAGGAGCAGAAGGAGAAGGAGAGGAGAGAACGAGAGCUGAAAGAGAAGGAGAGACGGGAGCAGGAGAGAGAGGAGAGGGAGAGGAGGAGCAGGGAGCAAAGAGAGAAGGAGAAACAAGAGAGAGAGCGGAAAGAAAGAGAGAAACAGGAGAGAGAGUGGAAGGAAAGGGAGAGACAGAUGAGAGAAUGGAAAGAAAGGGAGAGACAGGAGAGGGAGCUGAAAGAGAAAGAACAAAAAGAGAGGGAGCAGAAAGAGAAAGAGCAAAAAGAGAGGGAGCAGAAAGAAAAGGAGCAGAGGGAGCAGAAAGAGAGGGAGCAGAGUGAAAGAGAGAGACAGGAGAGAGAGAGGAGAGAAAAGAGGGAAAAGGAGAAACAGGAGCGGGAGCAGCGAGAGAGGCAGAGGGAGAGGAAGGAGAAAGAGAGGGAGCAGAAGGAGAAGGAGAGAAGAGAGAGGGAGAAAGAGAAGCAGAGGGAGCAGGGGAGAAGAGAGGAUGCUGUGGAGAUCUCCAGGCUGAAGGAGGAGAAGAGAGGAGGAGAGAAGAGGACGGAGUGUCCGUCCAGGGGCAAAACCUCCAAGGACAAGACGGAGCCUCCCCCCAAGAAGAGGAAGAAGUGGCUGAAGGAGGUGCCCACCUCGUCCUCCUCCUCGUCCUCCUCGUCCUCGUCCUCCUCGCCGCCCAGUGACGAUGAAGGGCCAAUGCGAGCCGGACUCAACAGCCGGGCCAUGAGGGAGAUGUUCAGGAGCUACGUGGAGAUGCUGGUCAGCACGGCGCUCGACCCCGACAUGAUCCAGGCGCUGGAGGACACCGACGAUGAGCUGUAUCUGCCCCCCAUGAGGAAGAUCGACAGCCUGCUGAGUGAGCAGAAGAAGAGGCUGCUGCGGAGAGUCAGCAUGAGCGCUCAGCAUCAGGAGGCGUUGCACGUGUUCCCCAAAAUGACUGCAGAUCCUCUGGAAUGUGGAACCGUCAAAGUUCACUUUGCUGGAGAAAGCUACAACCGCAAAACCCUCAACCGGGUCAAGAGGAGUAUCCCCAAGCAGCAGGACAUGAAGCUUUCUAUUGAAACUUGCCGGAUAUACAGUCUGUAUCACUCUCUGCACCACUACAAGUACCACACGUUUCUGCACUGCAAGAAGGAGACGGACAACAUCGAGCAGGCGGCCGAGGACCCGGGGCAGGAGGAGGUGGUGCAGCAGUGCAUGGCCAACCACGGCUGGCUGGAGAGCCUCUUCAACUCCUUCAUGGAGCUGCUCAGCCUGAGCGCCAAGGCCUGAGGAGGACCGGCAGCAACGACGUGAACUGUGAACCCGGACCCAGCGGGCCGGUGACCUCUGAAGUUUUAGUUUCAUUGUUGAAUCCAUCUCAAAGUACCUCUUGAUUUCAAGAAUUGUAAUGAAAGAUGGAGGAAGUGAAAUCUGUGAAUGUGGUGAAAAGAUUGAAACACAGCAGAAAACUGACUCCAGCUGUUUAUAAGUAUGUAUUGAUAACUAUUGUUUAUAAUUUAUACAAGGACAUUUUUAAAAAGGACCAUCUGAAGAUGGCUUUGUUUCCUGUUAUUUUUGAAAAAUGUUUUAAAGGGUGUACAUGAAAUGGCCCAGCUGCAGUUCUGGCUGUGUUGGAUGUGGAAGCCGAUCAAAGUGAGUUUAAAAAGGACUAUGUGAUAGUCUCUUCUUACACUGAGGAGGGAAAGUAUUUAAAACAUGCGCUUUUUGUUAGUUCUUUAAAAGACAAUGACAGAGAGGCUUCAGCGCCUUCGACGAUGACGAAUGAAAAAACAAGGCGGCGCUUUCUGAAAGGAAGUGCCAGCAGUGUGAUCCAAAAGUAUACAUGUCAGUAUUUAAUGUUUGUCAUUUUUAUCUGUUUGUUGUUGAUUGAUAUUUGCUAUCAUUUGACCUCUCUGAGGAUAUUCUUGCAGAGCAAACUUGUUUUGAUGUGUAAAUAUUGUACAGUUCCUUCAUUCUCUAGUUCCCAGUUGCUCUUCUGUACAUGAAAUUCCUGUAUUUGACAUAAUGAAAUAAACCUGUUCAAAUGACAACGUGA